ACUCCCACUGCCAUUCUCCCCUUCCCCCCUCCCCCCGGCCGGGAAAGGAGAAGUGCGAGAGGAGGAAGAAGAAGCCUCUCCGUGCUGUCGAACGUUUUCUCUCCAUUGCCCCCGGGGAAAAUGGAAGAUUAGCCGAGAAAAAAAAAUCCAGGCUCCGGGCCUUGUAUAAAUACAAGAACCCCACCCCACCGCCCAAGAACCGCAGAAUCGAGCAGACGCCUUUCCGGGGUUUUCCCUCCCGGGCUUGGUUUGCCCCCCCCCCCCCCCCCCCCCCCCCGAUCCGGGCGGCGGUUUCCGGCGACAGUUUCUAGUCCGUCUCUCGGAGUGGUUUCGUUGAUAGAUAUCCGUGUGUGCUCUUCCUUCUUCGUUUUCGUUCCCAUUCGUCUCGUCGAUCGGAGGCUUGCGUUCCUGCGUCGCUGGGAGGCAGAGCGGGUGGAAGCUUUGAGUUCUGAACUUCUGAUCGAAUCCGAGGCCGGAGCAAUGCGGAGGUGGUAGGAGCGGCCGGCCAUCGCUGCCGGGUUUGAUCCAUCCAAGGAGGAGGCUGCUUUCUGGGACGCCAUGCUGCCCAACAGAUCGAGGAGAGCGGUUGGUGGCGGUGCCAAGCAAGGAGGAGGAGCAGGCGGCCUCGUGGCUGAGCCCCCCGCGGCCACGGCCGCCCAAUCGCCGAGGCAUCCGUCUUCUUCCGUCCCCGUGUUCCCGUCCCCGAGGCCGUUCAUGGCGAUGGCGCUGCCCCAGGCGGGGCUCCUGGACGGCUCCACUGAGGGCCCCUCGUCGGCCAUGAGCCCCACCUCCAUUCUCGAGACCAAGCAGUUCUGCUGCUCCGCGCUGCCCCCGUUCCUGUCGGAGCGGAGCCUCAGGCGGGCGCACCACGUGGACGCGGCUGUCGCACCGGAGCCUGCCGGCGUCGGCCUCGCUGACGUGCUCCGGGACCACGGGGGCGCCAAGCUCGGCGGCGGCAAGGUGGUGUUCGGGUCCCAGCUCAGGAUCCAGGUCCCCUCCGGCAGGGCCGUCGAGCUCGUGUCCUCCCCGAUUGAGUUCGGCGUCAAGAACCGGGACGCGCAGCUGGCCGUGCUGUCGCCCGCCAGGAGGUUCCUGCCGGAGGUGGUCAGCUCGCCGUCCGCCAGGGUUUUCGCCGGGGCCGUGGCGCCCGGGGAAGUGGCCAUGUCGGAGGACUACACCUGCGUCAUCUCGCGGGGCCCCAACCCAAGGACCAGGCACAUCUUCGACGACUGCAUAGUUGAGAGCUGCGGGGAUGUGCUCGUCGGGAAGAUGGACAAAGGCGCCGGCGCUGCUGAUGACGGCGGCGCGGCUGUGGCGAGUGGCUUCUUGAGCUCUUGCCACGCAUGCAACAAGCAACUUGGGCACGGCAGUGACAUCUUCAUCUAUCGUUCAGAACAUUACUGCCAGUUUUCAGCUACUGACACUAGAAGUCUUGAAGAACUAGUCGCGAGGUGACAAAGCAUUCUGCAGCAGUGAGUGCCGGUACCAGGAGAUGCUUUUCGAUGAAGCAGUGGACAAUUUGCGCUAGAUGAUGAUCGAAAAGAGGAUGUUAGUGGAGGAGAAGGCAUGAUGAUCCUGAAUAACCGAGACAUUUUUUUUUGCUUCUUUUUUCUUCCUUUUUGUUGUGUCACCUUUGCGAGAUUGCAUGCUGUUUUUGGUCAUGGAGGAGGGAAUGAUUUAGUCUUUUGCGGAUUAAAGACCUUUGUCGCCCACUUUUGAUCUGGACUUCUUGUUCAUGCGACUUUCCUGGUUAGUUGCAAGUUCUGAUGCUCCUGUUCUACUUCUAUGUUUAUUCAUGUGACUCCCAGAGUGAAUUCCAAAGCAAAUUGAAGAAAAGAUAGCCCCUCUGCUCUGUU
Molecule: messenger RNA, 1856 nt
Organism: Panicum virgatum (switchgrass)
Lineage: Eukaryota; Viridiplantae; Streptophyta; Magnoliopsida; Poales; Poaceae
Product: FCS-Like Zinc finger 8-like
Exons: 4
Coding region: 559-1455 (298 amino acids)
Source: RefSeq, a predicted model, not a curated record